Cimex lectularius (bed bug) is the source of this 3496-nucleotide messenger RNA. RefSeq names its product probable ATP-dependent RNA helicase DDX46 (gene Prp5). NCBI's taxonomy places the organism in Eukaryota, Metazoa, Arthropoda, Insecta, Hemiptera, Cimicidae. Gene Ontology annotation, biological process: mRNA splicing, via spliceosome. Gene Ontology annotation, molecular function: ATP binding; nucleic acid binding; RNA helicase activity. Gene Ontology annotation, cellular component: nucleus. The transcript has 14 exons. Bases 408 to 3368 code for a protein of 986 amino acids. The record is from RefSeq and is a predicted model, not a curated record.
CAGCCGAUAAUUACCCUUGAUUACAAUUUAUAAAAAAUUGCAAAGAAAGCUUCUUUUGGAGUUAAAAAAGAAAAGAAAAUUGUUUUUAUAACAAACCAUUAUACACAAUUAGAAUUUAAAAAUUACAUUAAACGGUUUUAAGGUUUGUUGUAUUUAUCCGAGAUACGACAGUUGGCCAGCCUGUUGUGUUCGUAAAGACCAAAGCGUGAGGAACGUUUCUCCUUAUUGUCAGUGAUUGUGUUUUCUGGCCUUUUUGAUUCGUAAUUCGUUUUUUAAAACUAACAAUGACGAGCGGAAGAGAGGACGCGAUCAGCCCAAGACUAGCCGGCCUCGCCCAGGUCGAGAACAAAUGAUGAAACGGACUACAGUCCGAUAGGAUAAAGACUGUACAAUCGUCUAUCCCCGUAAUGAGGGACUACAGGAAAGGAAGAUCGAGAAGCAGGUCCUCGAGCCCGCAGGAGAGAAGGCGGAAGCGCAGCAGGGACCGGAGGAGGAGGAGCAGGAGCAGGUCCCAAGGGAGGGAAAGGUCCAGGAGGUCCAGAAGCAGAGACAGAUCUGAUAAGAAGAGAUCAUUGGAGUCGAGGUCAAAAAGAAGAAGGUCGAGAACAAGAUCACGGUCAAGGGAACGUCCGAGCAAGAAAGAGGACAAGAAGGAAGUCAAAGUCGAUCCCGAUGAGCCAUUUGACCCAACAAAAAUCGACAAGGAGGAGGAGCAGAGGAGGUUAGAGCUUGAGAUGCAAAAGCGAAGAGAACGAAUUGAAAGGUGGAGAGCAGAAAGGAAGAAGAAGGAAGUCGAAUCUGUUAAGAAGGACUUGAAAACGUCAAUUGCAAAUCUACAACUUCCAGCAAAAAAGUGGAAUCUCGAGGAUGACAGCGACGAAGAGGGAGAGGAGACAAGCAAGGAGAAGGAGACUACCAAAGAGACAGAAGAAGCUGAAAUCGACCCCCUCGACGCAUUCAUGAUCGGUGUCCAGGAAGAAGUAAGGAAGGUGAACAAGCUCGACAACAAGACCGGCAAGAGCGAGGUGGACGGGAAAAACAAUUCCGGUUCGAACAGUUCGGGGGUUUUAAUCAUGACGGGGGUAGCGAAGAAGAAAGUUGACACGAAGAAGAAAGGAGAGCUCAUUGAACAAAAUCAGGACGGUCUUGAGUAUUCCUCAGAGGAAGAACAAGAGGAUCUAACAACUGCGGCCGCAUCUCUGGCCAACAAACAGAAGAAGGAACUCGCCAAAGUGGAUCAUGCUGGAAUGGACUAUAACGAAUUCAGGAAGGACUUUUAUGUCGAGGUUCCUGAAAUCGCAAAAAUGACAAACGAGGAGGUCGAGCAAUACAGGGAAGAACUGGAAGGGAUUAGAGUCAAAGGCAAAGGAUGUCCACGCCCGAUCAAAUCCUGGGCGCAGUGCGGUGUGAGCAAAAAAGUCCUGGAUGUACUGAAAAAGCAGGGCUAUGAGAAACCGACACCAAUCCAGGCACAAGGGAUACCAGCAAUUAUGUCAGGCAGGGAUUUGAUUGGAACAGCGAAAACUGGGAGUGGAAAAACUCUAGCUUUUGUGCUUCCAAUGUUACGACACAUUCUCGAUCAGCCUCCGUUGGAGGAUAUAGACGGCCCAAUAGCUAUUAUCAUGACACCGACAAGAGAACUUUGUAUGCAGAUCGGUAAAGAAGCUAGAAAAUUCACGAAAUCAUUAGGCCUCAGGACUGUCUGUGUCUAUGGAGGGACGGGUAUAUCGGAACAAAUUGCCGAACUGAAAAGAGGAGCCGAGAUUAUUGUGUGCACGCCCGGACGCAUGAUUGAUAUGCUUGCUGCUAACAGCGGCCGUGUCACCAACCUCAAACGUGUCACGUACAUCGUACUCGACGAGGCGGAUAGGAUGUUUGACAUGGGUUUCGAACCACAGGUCAUGCGCAUAAUCGAUAACGUCCGUCCUGACAGGCAGACGGUCAUGUUCAGCGCGACGUUUCCAAGGCAGAUGGAAGCUCUUGCUCGCCGUAUCUUAACACGUCCCAUCGAAGUUCAAGUCGGCGGUAGGAGCGUCGUUUGUAAAGACGUAGAACAGCACGUGAUCUUGCUCGAAGAGGAUCAGAAGAUGCUAAAACUGCUGGAACUCCUGGGACAUUAUCAGGAAAGAGGAAGUGUUAUUGUGUUUGUAGAUAGGCAGGAAGCAGCCGACGCACUUCUGAGGGACCUAAUGAAAGCAUCUUAUCCUUGCCUCACCCUCCACGGCGGUGUUGAUCAAUAUGACAGAGAUAGCACAAUAGUGGAUUUUAAAGCAGGAAAAGCAAAAUUACUCGUUGCAACUUCAGUUGCAGCUAGAGGUCUUGAUGUGAAGCAUCUUAUUCUUGUUGUCAAUUAUGACUGCCCUAAUCAUUAUGAAGACUAUGUACAUAGAUGUGGUCGAACUGGGAGGGCUGGUAAUAAAGGUUUUUCAUAUACAUUCAUAACUCCAGAGCAAGAAAGGUAUGCAGGUGAUAUCGUUCGAGCCCUCGAAGCCAGUGGCGUACCCGUUCCGAGUGACCUCAAAAUUAUGUGGGAGAUUUACAAAGCCAAGCAAACCGCCGAAGGAAAGAAAGUGCAUACAGGAGGCGGUUUCAGCGGUAAAGGUUUCAAGUUUGAUGAAACAGAAGCAAUGAUAGUCAAUGAGAAGAAGAAAUUCCAGAAAGCUGCCCUAGGUCUCCAGGAUUCAGACGAUGAAGACUUAGAAAACGAUAUCGAUCAACAAAUUGAAAGUAUGCUCGCGCCAAAACGUACAGUCAAAGAGAUACGUGCUCCGCUCGGUUCGCUGCCGAAUUCUGGAGUGCCUGCAACUGACAAACUUGAACUGGCGAGAAAACUUGCAUCCAGGAUUCACUUGGCUAAAAAUCUUGGUGCCGAAGCGAAGGGCGCCACGCAACAAGCUGCUGAAGCAAUACUCAAGGGAGGAGGCACUCAACCUAUAAUUACAGUGUUGAAGGCGAAGACCGUAGCGGAACAGCUGGCAGCCAAACUAAACACGAGGCUAAACUACCAGCCAAAAGAAGAUGAUGAAAAGGGAGAAGAGGACCAGAUUGAGACGUUUAGAAAAUACGAGGAGGAGCUCGAGAUCAAUGACUUCCCGCAACAGGCGAGAUGGCGGGUCACGUCAAAGGAGGCAUUGGCGCAAAUAUCAGAAUAUUCUGAAGCUGGUAUCACAGUUCGCGGUACCUAUUAUCCGACUGGGAAACCACCACCAGACGGCGAGCGCAAACUCUUCCUCGCCAUAGAAAGUACCAACGAGCUCGCGGUUUCAAAAGCCAAGGCAGAGAUCACUCGGCUGAUCAAGGAAGAACUGCUCAAACUCCAGACCUCGGCCCAUCACAGCAUAAACAAAGCGAGAUACAAAGUCGUUUAAGAUAUUUCCAAUAGUAAGAGAGUUACCCAAUUGUUGUAAAUAUCAACGGAUUUCUCGUUUGUAAAUAGCCCUUUUGAGACUUUUUUUAAAGGUUUAUUUCAAUAAUAAAGCAUAAUGUGUGUAGGUAA